Molecule: messenger RNA, 1542 nt
Organism: Aureobasidium namibiae CBS 147.97
Lineage: Eukaryota; Fungi; Ascomycota; Dothideomycetes; Dothideales; Saccotheciaceae
Product: sugar porter family MFS transporter
Exons: 3
Biological process (GO): carbohydrate transport; transmembrane transport
Cellular component (GO): membrane
Molecular function (GO): carbohydrate:proton symporter activity
Source: RefSeq, a predicted model, not a curated record
AUGGCUCCAUAUCUGGGCCUAAAGGGCUCAAGUCUUCGAGCUGCUAUUGCAUUGGCAGCUGGACUUUGCUUUGUCGCCUUCGGUUACGGCCAGAGUGAUUUCGGAGGUCUUCUUACAGUCUCGACAUUUAGAGAGAGAUUUCCUCAGAUCGACACUGUUGGACAUCCCAAUAGCAGCCAUGUCGCCGUCAUCCAAGGAAUCACAAACGCGACAUGGAAUAUCGGAUGCUUUGCAAGCGCCAUCAUCGCUGUCUUCCUCGGCAACUUCCUUGGUCGUCGACAAAUGAUCAUGCUUGGACUGGUAAUCAUGGCACUUGGAAAGGUGAUCCAAGCCUCGUCCUACUCGUAUGGUCAAUUGAUUGCUGGGAGAUUCGUCGCUGGAUUCGGAAAUGGCUUCAACACUGCAGCCGUGCCGGCGUGGCAAGCAGAAUCAACUCGUGCGCACAGGCGCGGUACCAUGCUCAUGGUCUCUUCUGGAGCUUGUAUCGCCUUUGGUGUCGCUGUAGCCUAUUGGGUUGACUUCGCUUUCGCAUGGCUUGCUCCAAAUUCGGCCUCGUGGAGAAUCGCCACCGCAUUCCAGAUCGUACCAGCCAUGUUGGCAUUCAUGCUUAUCAUCUUUCUUCCCGAAUCACCUCGCUGGCUCAUCCUCACGGGUAGAGAGGAAGGAGCACUGAGCGUCCUUUCGGCACUUUCAGACACAACGCCCGACGAUGAAGAAGUUCGCCAGGAGUUCCUUCAAAUCAAGGAUGCCAUCCUCGAGAUGGCUCGCGGUGGCUUCUCUUCUGCCUUUUCGAUGAACGAGUACAGAUAUCUGCAUCGCACCAUCCUUGCAUUCCUGCUUCAGGUCAUGCAACAGUGGACGGGCAUCAACCUGUUUACCCAAUAUCUCGCUCUCAUCUUCAACACGCAAACAGGCUACAAACCAUGGGUGGCCAGGCUACUCGCAGGUUGCAGUGCUACCGAGCUAUUCAUAGCCUCAUUCGUCACUGUCAUUGGCAUUGAUCGUUUCUGGGGCAGACGAGCUCUGUCUAUGUUUGGUGCUGUCGGCAUGUCAAUCUCGCUCAUCAUUCUCACGGUAAUGAGUUAUCUCGACAACCGCUCCACACACAUAGUCAUGGUCGUUUUCAUUUUCGUCUACAACACCUUCUUCGCCAUUGGCUGGCAAGGAAUGUCAUGGCUAUGGGCUGUUGAGUUGACACCUCUAGCCAUUAGAGGGCCCACUAAUGCCAUGUCGACCGCUGGAAACUGGCUCAGCAACUUCAUCGUCGUGCUCAUUGCACCCAUUGCCUUCCAUCACAUCGGCUACCGGACCUAUAUCAUCUUUGCAGUCAUCAAUGCUGCUAUAGUCCCGGUCGUCUAUUUCUUCUACCCCGAGACCGGAUGCCGCUGUCUCGAAGAAGUCGAUGUGUUGUUCCACCAGGCAUCCCAAACUUCGAGCCCUUGGACGAGUGUGGUCAAGGUUGCAAACAAGGAACCUCUGUGGUACGGCAAGGGUGGAGAAAACACCUUCUCGUACGAGCAAAGUGACUGGCACCAGCAUCUU